AUUUUGUAUAAUUCACACGCUUGAAGUACAUUGUAAUAAUGCAUACACUUUGUUUUGUUGUCUUUAAUUUAAUAUUACGUUUAAGUAGUACGUUGACAUUGCAUGUCGAUAAGGAAACCAAUAAAUCACAGAUGAUCAUUUUAGAGAAUACAACUAUGAUCAGUGAUCAAAUUGUUAAGCUUAAUACCACCUUAAGCUUUGAAGGGUCAAGUAAUGCUACCGAAGCAGCUCUCUUAUUAAGGAAGAAAAGACAAAGCGGGGCCGGCAAGUACGCUGACUCUGCAAAGAUGGAUCAAACAAGACUUAUUCGUUUAUGGCUACAGCUGUUUGCAAAUGCUUGGGGAGCCGUGUACAUUGGGGGAGCGCACCCUCUCCAUCACAAUGUACCGAAGCCUGUGGUAGGCAUGUUCAAACGAAGGAUUGGAGAGUUUCUGUUCCCUAAACCGAAGGGCGAAAGAGACGAAGAUGAACCAUCAUGA
This is a messenger RNA of Amyelois transitella, 479 nucleotides long. RefSeq lists its product as uncharacterized. The transcript is spliced from 3 exons. The record is from RefSeq and is a predicted model, not a curated record. NCBI's taxonomy places the organism in Eukaryota, Metazoa, Arthropoda, Insecta, Lepidoptera, Pyralidae. The coding region runs from base 39 to 479 and encodes 146 amino acids.